UGUUUUAGCCUUUCUAAUUUAUAUAAAAAAAUAACUUAAGGGCAUCAUAUCCUUAAAAUUUUAAUACAAACCAAUCCAUCAUCUUUGUGGGUCUAUAUAUAUAUAUAUAUAUAUACACACACAUGCUUGCUUGUUCCAUUUACAUAUCCUUUAAUCCUAGUUGUUUGCAUAUUAUAAAGUUUUGAAAAAUGGAGAUGAGGUUCUUAUUAUGUAGCAGCUUGACUUUGGUAUUCAUGUUGGCUUUGGGUGAAGCAGCUGGGGAUAUAAUGAGAUGGAGCAGAAAGGAGAUGGUGGAGAUGGCUGGCUACGGCGAAGACAAACUCUCCUCCGUCCUUGUCACUGCAUCUCUUCUCUCUUCUUCCUCCUCACCUAUUCCUGGUGCUACAGUUGGCAUCAAGUGCCACACUGGAUAUAGGAAGAGAUCUAAAUGGAUCAAAGCUGUCACAAAUGCGUUGGGACAAUUCACCAUUGAUCUUCCUUCUCAUCUCCAUGCAAUUCAUGACCUAGAAAAGGCUUGUUCCAUCAAACCACUCUCUGUUCCUAAACCAUAUCAAUGCUCUCCCACCAAGACUCAAAGAGGCAUUAAACUCGUUUCCUCAUCCAACGGUUUGCGAGUCUACACAGCAGGCAACAUUACCUUACACAGAGGUCCAUGUAAAUAGAGAUUUUAGAUUGAUGUU
Molecule: messenger RNA, 680 nt
Organism: Brassica napus (rape)
Lineage: Eukaryota; Viridiplantae; Streptophyta; Magnoliopsida; Brassicales; Brassicaceae
Exons: 2
Coding region: 189-662 (157 amino acids)
Source: RefSeq, a predicted model, not a curated record